Messenger RNA from Marmota monax (woodchuck), 8711 nucleotides. RefSeq names its product chromosome unknown C12orf56 homolog (gene CUNH12orf56). The record is from RefSeq and is a predicted model, not a curated record. Bases 25 to 2109 code for a protein of 694 amino acids. The transcript is spliced from 13 exons. Lineage: Eukaryota; Metazoa; Chordata; Mammalia; Rodentia; Sciuridae.
UCGCUGUCUAAGGUUGGGACAAAGAUGAGGGGCGGAACCACGCGGGGGCGGGAUCCCGAGAACCCUACCCGGGAGUGGAUCCCAGAAUCUGGGGCCCGGUUCCCUGAGCCCGGGGCGGUGGCCGAAGCCGGGCAGGCGGCUUUGUGGCGCGCGCGGGUUCCACCGUGGGAGGUGUGGUCUGGCGGAGGCGUCCGCGGUCCCCGCGCUCAGCCCGGCGGCGGGCACCACAUGGCCAGCCGGGCUCAGUCCGGCUUCCCCGCACGCACAAACAGCCGCCUGGAUGCAUUCCUGAGGCGGCAUCUGGCACCCAAGGUCUACGACGCCAUCCGCGCCUACGAGCCGUGCAUCGUGGUGUCAGACUCGGAGAGGCACACCUUCAAGUAUGUGGUGCUCAGCGACCGGCUCAUCUACUUGACCGAGAACCCGCCUAAGUCCAUCCGGCGGGUGGUGGCACUGCGGGACGUCGUGGCCAUUGACUUGGUUGAUGAUUACCCAGAAUUUUUGAGUUCACCUGAUAGAGAAAUCAACCAACACAUUCGUAUCAUCUAUUCUUCAACUGUUUUGAAAAAAGAGUGUGAAAAAUCAAAAGGUGUCAGGAAAUUAAUAAUUCCAUUUCAUCAUGCCAAUGCUAACAACAAAAAAGUCAAGGAAGAGAAUAAUGGCCUUAUAUUUUGGAGAAGCAAAAAAUGUAGAAGUCUGAAUGAAUCCUCUCUCAGGUAUCCCCAAGAGAGCAGCACACCAUCCAAGGACUCAACUCUGUGUUCACCUUCAGACCCCAAGAAGCUGUUCCUUCAUGGCCAAGGUGCCUUUCGACCCUUACCUGUGCCCCCCAGGGGGAGCUGUCAGUUCACACCAGCUACUGGCAAGGCUGUUGGCUUGACAUCUUGUACAAGGAACCCAAAAGAACCCCAGAGACUUCCGGAUCACAAAGACUCUUCAAGUGAAUUCCUUUUCAAGUGCCAUAGGAACACAAAUGCGUUUCAUUCAGAAAAUUCCCUUCUAGGUUCCCCUUUACAGAGCAAUUCAAACCUAGACAAGAAGGAGUUGGAACUUCAUUUGUAUGUUAUUUCCACAACCUCAUCAAUAUUUCUGCACUUAAAAAGUUCAUGGAACAAUUACAUCAUAAAAGCUACUCUUUUACAAGAUCCCCUGUAUGCUAGUGAGCUUAAAAGUCAAAAGCCAUACAGAUCUGAGGAGAAAAUUAAGCACUUCAGUCAACUUAAAUCUGAACUUUUUCUUAAAGACAGUACCUUGAGGAAGAUACUUUGUUUAAUUACGGAACUUAAGGUGGCAGCCCAGAAAAAUUUCAUUCUGAAAAGACUUUUUUGGAAAACCAGUGACCUUUUCUACUUCCUAGUGAACAAACUACAUGAGUACUUACCAGAGUCUAAGGAUAAGAAUGCACUUCAAAAUAAAAGCCAAAGGGUUGAUGAGCUGGUGACAUGCAUUGAAAUUAUACAGACCUUAGGACUGAUGUUCAGAGAAACAGAAAUUGAAUCAUCACGCCUAAACACAUUGGCAGCUAAGAAGGGAACUCUAUUUAAUCUCUUGAAGAUUUUAAUUAGCAAGCCUCAGAUUCCAAAAUCUUGUCCUGUAUUUGAUGUCCAAUUGAUGGCUGAUUCAACUUUAGCUGAAAUGUCUUUUGAUGCUAAGUUGCAGAAUCUUAUCCUGGAAUACACAGAUACAGCAACAGCACUUUUAUAUGAGAUACUUCUUGUCUUUCAGCAGGGAAACCUUGGAUUGGGAUCUACAAAGUUUGCUAUUAGCUGGAUGAUGUCCUUUCUUCAAAGUUGUCCUCCUAUAGUUACCUUUGUGGCCAGUAUUGUGAAACAAGUAGUGAAGGGGCUUUCAGCUUCAUUGCAACUGCUAAGUCCCUUCCAAGCAGUUCUGUUGUACCAGCAGUUUUACAUCCUCAAGAGCUGCCUGCAAUACAGCAAGACUCUAGCUGAGUAUAUCAGGAAUGACUACAGCGAAGAAUUUAGGUACUUUAUUCAUAUGCCAGCCUUGGAAAAGAAGCUCCCAUUGUGUUACCCUAUUACUCAGCCAACCACUCAACUUUUUCAUGAAAUUCUCAAAUUGGUUGAACAGAAACAAUAUGUAAAAUGUUAAUAAGAAUAUAAAAUGUUAAUUGGGAGUGGAAAUCUAUGAAAAAAUUAUUUAUUUAUUUAUUUAUUUAUUUAAUUCAUCUUGAGUUCUAUAAACAAAGAUUUUAUCUAAAUGUUACAUCAAUACCUAUGAUGUUUCAUCAAUACCUAAGAGGUCCUUGAAGUUUAUCUGCUAAAAACAAACAAACAACAACAAAAAACCCUGUAAGAAUGGUGCUAAAAACUAGCGUUUCUCCAGAAAGAAAAGUUUCUACAGACACAAAAAACUAAAAAGGGAACAGAAGCUCAAGGAGAAUAAUUGGUGUGAAGCCAUUAAAAUAUAUAAUGAAAAAUUGUUGUACAGAGUAUAAACUACAGAGUCAUCAAUAGAGAAAUGUUGAGCAAUAGGAUGACACCCUACUUUUCCACCUUUAAAAACUAGUGGCAAAAGUAUUUUUGGAAGAAUGAGCAGGAGAAACACAGGCACAGCUGAACAGAAUGUCAGCUCCUCAUUUGUCAAGGAUAAAGAAGCCUGGACUUUCUUUUCUUUUUUUUGAACUCAGGGACUCAGGGGCACCCAGCCACUGAGCCACAUCCCCAGCCCUAUUUUGUAUUUUUUUAGAGACAGGGUCUCACUGAGUUGCUUAGGGCCUUGCUUUUGCUGAGGCUGGCACUUGUGAUCCUCCCACUUCAGCCUAUGAGCUGCUGGGAUUACAGGAGUGCACCACCGUGCCCGGCACGAAGCAUAGACUUUCGUGAACAAAACCAAAUGCUUUAUAUACAGAGUUGCCAUGAAUGGAUAAUUAUGAAUUUAAUGCAUUCCACUAUUGUCAUAUAUGUAAGAAAUAAAUAAAAAUUAAAAUUAAAAAAACCCAAAAAACCCAAAUGCAGUUGGGUGCAGUGUCUCACGCCUGUAAUCCCAGUGUUUCAGGAGGCUGAGGCAGGAGGAUGAGUUCAAAGCCAGACUCAGCAAAAACGAGGUGCUAAGCAACUCAGUGAGACCCUGUCUCUAAAUAAAAUACAAAGUAGUGAAGCCAGAAUUAGACAGGCAGUCAGUAUAGAUAGGUAAAUCGAGUUAGGUCGGAUUAAGGAGGCCAGUUUUGAGUGAGUCUGGGAAGUUGGAGACUGCCCCCUGAGGGAUUGAAAUGUUAAUUCCUUCAGAGCCCUUCCUCACCCUUAUCAAGAAACUGCCCCUGCUCCAACUUGUUGCCAAGGUAACCUGUCCCAGGAAUUGCCCCUCCCUACAGGGAGCUCUAAGUGUGCUGGGGUUUGCACCAUCCUGCCCUUCCCCCUUCAGCCCACCUGUUUCCCACCCUUGGGCCAUCCUACCAAGCAUUCCUGGGCCUAGUCAUUUAUGCGGGAAGGAGAAAGAUAAGGGGGAAAAGGGAGGAGAACAAAGGAAGCAUAGGACAUCUAAAAAGGGUAGAACGCCUCGCUUCUGAGGAUACCAGCUAUGGCCCCCUUCUCCCUCCUGGAAGAAGUCUGUGUUACCCCAUUUUUUAAAAAAAAUCCUGCUUUAUAUGCUUGCCUCAUUGUGCUUCUCUAAUGUUCAAACUUCAACUUGCUGGAAGCAGAACUCGUCACCAAUAACUGGCAGUGUCAGUAGGGCUGGGAAUGUGGCUUAGUGGUUGAGUGCCCUUGAGUUCCAUCCCUGGUACUCAAAAUCCAAACACCAAAACAAACGAACAAAAAAAUCCCACAAAUGAUUCUGCCACUCUACUUCAGGCACCUGUGGGUAAUGUGAACAGUCCCAUAGAGUCUCUGUGGAAGAGAAAUUAUUCAUGAGCAGUGAAGGCUCUCCCACAACCAUUUAAAAAAGAGAUCUUUAUUAUUAUUAUGGCUAUAAACUAAUCCCACAAAUACUUAACUUUGGUGUCAUUGUGAGCUAUGGAAUUUUGACUUCUAAGAACUUAGGAACUGGGCCUUCUGUGAACUUAUCAUGAUUUGAGGAAGGAUAAGAGAAAAAUCUACCUCCAAAGAAAGAGUUCCCAGCUGGGCAUGGUGGUGCUUGCCUGGAAUCCCAGCAGUUUGGGAGGCUAAGGCAGGAGGAUUGGGAAUUCAAAGCCAGCUUCAGAAAUUUAGCAAGGCACUAAGCAACUCAGCAAGAUCCUGUCUUUCAAUUAAAAAAAAAAAAUAAAAAAAAAUAUAUAUAUAGAUAGAUAGAUAGAUAGAUAUAGAUAAUAUUUGCAUUAUUACCAAAUAUAUAUAUGCGUUAUUUGCAUUAUUGCCAUAUAUAUAUAUGGCUGAGGAUUGGCUCAGGUUCAAUUCCCAGUACCCUACCCUGAAAAAAAAAAAUUCCCAGCCAUAUUCACCUGUGUUGAAUAAUGUAAUUAUAGUUACAGUUUGUUGAGGACUUUCAGCAGAUUCUUAAUCACCAUGUUCUGCAAUAUUUAAAUAAACUAUUUUGUAAUUAUAAAUUUAGUAUACAGAACAUUUGUAUUGGUUCUUAUUGAUUUUCCAAGGCCUUUCUUAGAUUUAAUAUUUACAUAGUUUACAUACAUUCUAUGUAAAAAUAGACCUGCUCUAAACCUGAGACUUUAGGUGAAAAUUGUACAUACACAUAUGCUGUUAGUUUUUAAAAUGUCUAUGUCUAUGACAAGGAUGAAAUUUCUACAUUGUUCUGCCUCUCAGAAGCGCCAGCUCUUAGCAGUGCCAACCACGGCCUGUCAUCAUGAGCACCCUGUAGACUGUACCUGCAGCUUCAGAAAUGACUUAAUCUGCCAGUAGCAAGGUUUCCCUCAUUUAUAAACCCUAUGUGCUUGUAUUGUUGUUAGGCCAGUAUUUAAUGCAUAAAGGCAGAAUUAUUGUGAGAUUUUUAAAAAAUGCAAACAUAAAUGCAAUCCUGACUUAAAACUAAAAGACUGGUAUAAUGUUACUUUUAAAAAUAAUACUUAGGACUCAGGAUAUAGCUCAGUUGGUGCUUGUCUUGCAUGCACAAGGCCCUGGGUUCAAUCCCCAGCACCACACACACACACACACACACACACACACACACGCACACUAAUAAUAAUAUUUAGACACAAUGAUAAAAUUUUUAUAUAUUGUUUUGUUUACAAAUUAUCUGUUAGCCUUGUUUCUAUGAGAUGUUUUUAAUGUGACUUUUAAAAAUGUCUUAGAAAUGAAAGUUGCAGAAAGUAAGAGGAAAAAAAUAGGAUAUCUUAUUCCUGGUUCUAAGCCAAAUACUGAUUUUGCUUCAGGUUUUAUUCUACUUCUUUCCAGGCCUUAUCUACUUCUUUCUGGGCUUCCUUCUGUUAGGCGGAAGGGUGGGACUGGAUGCUAAGUUCCCUUUCUCUGCCUGUAAGAAACAAUUUUUUUGUUUUUAAAGAGAGAGAGAGAGAGACAGAGAGAAUUUCUAAAUAUUUAUUUAUUUAUUUUUAGUUUUUGGCGGACACAACAUCUUUGUUUGUAUGUGGUGCUGAGGAUCGAACCUGAGCACGCUACCGCUUGAGCCACAUCCCCAGCACAUGAAACAAUUUUUGACACUCUGAAAUGGGAUAGUGUGUUCCUCUGCCAUCCUGGCUUAGUAGAUGAUUUCACACUGGUUCCAAAUAAUCCUGCUUUCUUUGUGUCACCAACAUUGUCCCACAAAGUCUCCAGUCUUCUCACCAUCACCCAUUAAGGAAUCCAAGUCAUCCACUUUGGGAGCAAAAUGAGCAUUCUGGGCUGCUAGAUGAGGGAUUAUUCCCAAGAGAUGGUCAGUCAGAGGAGUGUGACGAGAUUCUGAGGACACCAGCAUACAUCACUUGAAACUAGACAAAUGGUAUACUGAUGAAACCCAUAGGACAACACCAAGAGCAUCAACAACUCAGUUACACUUUGUCUUCUGGAAAUACCCUGGCUAGUAGGGUGCUUCUACCUGGGAAGGUAGUAGUGCAGGCUUUUUUUUUUUUCUUUUUUGUGCAAACUCUGAUGGUAAUAGUGCAGUCUCUGCUGAGGGCUUAGACUUUCUCAUGUGCUGUCCUGCCUCUUCUGCAGCUCCUCUCCCACUGAAAUCAUACUUUGUCUAAUUUCUGGGAGCCAAAGUUCUGUCAGAAUGUACCUGAAUCUUUCCAUGUAGGGAUAAAGUCAUUGACUUUUUAAAGAGCUAAUGGUUGGAUUUGUCACCUUGAUUUUCUUCAGUUUACUCUGUAUGACUCAUUUGACAGUCCCAGGAAGAGGAAGAAACAAGAAAUUUUAACACUUUAAAAGGGUUAUUCUUCCAUAAUUCUUUUAUGCUUGUGAGUUUGUUUGCAUUAUUACCAAAUGCAAGAAAAAUCACCUAAUAAACCAUCUCUGUUGGUGAUCAGACACAUUUAAUACUUUACCUAAACACUGGCCUCAAGCAAAAAACAAACUUGAAUAUUGAAAUCACAUAAAUAUAUUUUUAAGAAUACAAAUGUCACCAGAAAGAGCCUAGUUUUUGAGCUGGUUUCAAGAUUCUAUAUCCUUUGAACACCUUCAUGAUGUGAGUGCAGUCAUUUACCACCCCUACUUACCCCAAAGACAAUCAUUUCUACCAUUUUAGAAAGUAUUUUUUUUAUUUGCUCUUUUUAGAUAUACAUGACAGUAGAGUGUAUUUUGACAUACAUACAUAGAAGUGUAACUUAUUCUACUUAGGAUCCCAUUCUUGUGGUUAUACAUGAUGUGGUGUUUUGCCAGAGUCCGGCUGGGCAAAUAACCGGGAGGUGAUAAGCAACUUGAAGGUUCAAGCAGGAACUACUUUAUUGCGAGUGAACUCAGCGGCAACUGAGCGAGAACUCAAAGUAGUGGGCACCUAAGGUAGCAGGAGCUGCCUCUCUGCCGGACAGCAGAGGUAUAUAUACCCAACUAAUCACACACAGCUUGACUCAAUUAACAUCAUCUAGAUACAACAGUCAGCCAAUAAAGAAUCCUCAUCAUCUUAAUGGCUUGCUGGCGUUGCUUCACAAACCAAUCCUCCUGGCAAGCUGCCAGGCGCCAUCUUGACUUGAUUUGCAUCCCCAACAGUGUUUAACUGGACAUGUAUUCAAUAUGAACAUAGGAAAGUUCAUUCCAUUGUCUUUCCUAUUCCCAUCCCCCCCUCUUCCUUUCAUCAUUUUCUUUUGUCAAACUUCUGUCUCCCCCACCCAGCCCACAUUGUCUGUUAGCAACCGCAUAUGAGAGAGAACAUUUGUCCUUUGGUUUUUUGGGAUUGGCUUAUUUCACUUAGCAUGAUAGUCUCCAGUUAUAUCUGUUUACCAGCAAAAGUCAUAAAGCCAUUCUUUAAAAAAGUAUUUUUGAAAGUACACACACAUACACACUUUGUAUGUACAAUUUAAGAGUAUUGAUUUUGAAGCUAAAAUGUAUGAGUUUAAAUCCCAUCUCUACACUUGAUUUGGACUUGGGAAGUUAAUGACAUCUCCAAACUUCAGUUAAAGCAGAAUGUAUACAACCUAUUGCAAAGAGUUAGGAGACAUAAAUGAAAAGUUGUGGGUGAAGCAUUAAUUAGGGUCCCUCACAUGUAGUAAGGACUCAGUAAAUAGUACUUAUUAUUAUUUUUGUACUGGGAAUCGAACCCAGGGUUGCGAUACCAUUGAGCCACCCUUUUUUAAUUUUUAGACAGGAUCUUACUAAGUUGCUUAGGGCCUAUGAUAAGUUGCUGAGACUGGCUUUGAAUUUAUGAUCCUUAGGCUCCCAAGCUGCUAGGAUUACAGGCAUGUGCCAUUGAGCCUGGCUUAGUAUUUAUUAUUAUUAUUAAAAUAAUACCAAAGGUGGCUGAGAAUUUAGAGACUAAUAAGUACGACCCUUUUGUGGGGCUACUCUAGAGACCAGCCACUACAAUCCGAGAACUCCUGGCCUAUAUAGCAUUGGAGAACAGAUUCAUUUGAAUGUUAAAAAUUCAACUUUGUAUUAGUAGGAGUGUGAUUUAACUGUCAAUUUCUUCUGUUUAGUGGGACCAUGUUGCAAAAUAAAAUAUAAAAAGGACUAGGGAUGUAGCUCAGUGCUAAAGUGACUCUGGGCUCAAUCCCAGUACCCACCCCCCAAAAAAAAAAGUAUUUUACAUAUUUUCAUAUUGAAUCUUACUCCUUGCUAAUGCUGCUUUUAAUUGUGAUAGGAAAACUUAUGAUUACAUUAGCAAAUGUGCUAUAAAGCAGCUGAUGAGAGUGAUCAAGCUUGUUGACUGCUGAUAUGCUCCAAUCAUUAGUGUUCUAUGUUUUUUCUGAGUCUAGAACCACUUGUUUUAUAUUUAACACAUUUGCAGAAUAGAGAGGUUCAAUGAUAAAUAUGGAAGAGAAGCUGGAAAUUUUUUAAAGAAUGUAUUUGAUGGGAAUUUUUGAGGAAACGGAAUAGUGAUAAAUAAUUGUCUGAUUUCUCAGUGUUCACUGUAUUUACUUCUAAAUGCAGUACAGACUUGUAAGGUCAACUUGAAUUUGCCUCUCUAUAGAAAGGAAAAUGCAAUUCUCCAUCCAGUCAGCUCUUCUGUGUGUUUUGGAUCUGAAGCUUUUCCCAUUUGGGGGAGGCAGUGUGAUUUGUUGGCUAGAAAUCUGAGUACUGUAAUUUUGUGGAUAAGAAUCCAAAUGCUAUGUAAGAACUUAUUUUGAAUAUUGCCUACCCACUACUUCUCAUAACUCUUUUAGGGACUCUGUAUAAUCAAUUAUGCAAUAAUAAAAGCCUAUAUUCAGCGUUUUA